Molecule: messenger RNA, 258 nt
Organism: Akanthomyces muscarius
Lineage: Eukaryota; Fungi; Ascomycota; Sordariomycetes; Hypocreales; Cordycipitaceae
Exons: 5
Coding region: 1-258 (85 amino acids)
Source: RefSeq, a predicted model, not a curated record
AUGAAAAGUCAGGGGCAACUGGACGACGGCAACAGCCACGUUGCUGGGUACCUGAGGUGCCUGGGCAGGGGUCACGAAAUACCGUUAAGGAGACACUAUAGACAGGCUAUCAAAGUUGAUCUUCUGAUAUCUUCUGAUAUGCCCGAGAACGCGCUCAAGUUCUGCCAGGCCGACGACAUGUUGUUUUGUCACCAGCUGGGAUACUUUGGGCUGCAUCACGCUAAAGAGGAUACUUUCAGCAUCUCCAAUCCGAAUUAA